AUGAAUGAUGAUGGUUUUUUGGUUGUAUUAGACAAUUUUGUAGACGUAACUAAUCAAAUCAUUGGAACAUUAAAAGCAGAAUUAGAUUGGAUUCAUGAACAUCAUGCAAGAUGUAAUGCUGCUAAGACAGUGGGUACCAGUGCAGUAGUAGCCGGUGGAGUUUUUAUGGCAGCUUCACUUAUAGUGGCGUCAUUUACAGGUGAUGCAUCAAUUGUAGCCGCAAGUGGUUGUAGUCUGUUAGUAGGUACAGCAGGAGCUGCUGUAAAUCUCACAACUGGUAUAGCUGACUUGAUAACCACGCAAUUGGAAAACAAAGAAAUCGAAAGUAUCUGUGCCACAAGAAAUGUUGUGGCUGCCCAAUUGCAGAUACAUUUUGAUGAACUAGAACGCGUGACCAAUGAACUACGACGAUUAAAUGUUGAUGAAACAGCGGCUUAUGCUUUAUCUCUACGAAACUUAGUUUUCAAAGGUAAUAGCAUCAGAACAUCCGAUAUAAAUAUAACACAGCUCAGCAAAUGUACACUGUUGGCACGUGAAUCAUCUUCCACGCUUCUAUGUGGUGGAGAUGCUUUUUGGAAGAGUAUGAGACUGCAACCUGAAACAUUAAUCAAAGUACUCGAUUCAUUUGGUUUUAAUGUGGGAAAAACCGAAGCUAUGCCUGUGGUUAGAACAAGUACAGCACUACUCAGUGGAAUUUUUGCGAUCAUUGAUGUUUGGUCCUUGAUAAACAGGAUUACAGGCAAUCAUCCAACUGCAGAUGCUGUUUCUAAAACGAUUGAUCAGAUGAGCGAAGAGUUAGAUCAAACAAUUGAACUAAGAAAACUUGCAAUGGAAAUUGCAAAUGACACAAAUAUGAAAGAUGCAUUAUUGAGUUGUCCUCAUUGUUCUCGCUCCAGUACUUGCGAAAAUGCUGAUUACAUAGAAGGGAGUGUUAUUACUUGUGCCUAUGACGGCUGUAAGAAAAAAUUUAACCAGAUUAUGUGUGCGAAUUGUUUUGGUUCAAUAAUAUGGAAGAAUGCUGAUUACAAAGAAGGAGCUGUUGUGACCUGUCCAUAUAACAAUUGUAGGAGAAAAUUCUACCAGAUUAUGUGUGCGCAUUGUUUCGGCUCGCUAACUUGGAAGAAUGCUGAUUACAAAGAAGGGAGUGUUAUCACUUGUACAUAUGCUAAUUGUAAGAGAAAAUUUCAGCAGGUCAUGUGUCCACAUUGCUAUGGUUCACUAACAUGGAAAAAUGCUGAUUACAAACAAGGACAAGUUGUGACCUGUACAUAUGCUAAUUGUCAGAAAAAAUUUCACCAGAUCAUGUGUCCGCAUUGCUUGGGUUCGCUAAUAUGGAAAAACGCUGAUUACAAACAAGGGCAGAUUGUGACCUGCACAUAUACUAAUUGUCAGAAAAAAUUUCAGCGGGCCGAAUGA
Messenger RNA from Adineta ricciae, 1416 nucleotides. Lineage: Eukaryota; Metazoa; Rotifera; Eurotatoria; Adinetida; Adinetidae. The record is from the annotation of a GenBank genome assembly.